Scylla paramamosain (green mud crab) is the source of this 2113-nucleotide messenger RNA. Its product is annotated as protein kinase 4-like. Lineage: Eukaryota; Metazoa; Arthropoda; Malacostraca; Decapoda; Portunidae. The record is from RefSeq and is a predicted model, not a curated record. Bases 1489 to 1881 code for a protein of 130 amino acids. The transcript has 2 exons.
AAACGAGUGGCCCCCAGCUGGGUUGAGGAGGAGGGUGAGUGGAAGUAAAGGAGAGGAGUACGGGAAGGCAAAGGGCGGGUGUGGUAAAGGCAUGGAGAGUGAACGUGUGAGACUAAGGUGCAAUGGUAGGCUGGGAAAAACAUUAAACCACGACUGUAAAGGUGGAAGGAAUGCAGGUGUGAGUGUGUGUGUGUGUGUGUGUGUGUGUGUGUGUGUGUGGUGGGGGGAUACUGGAAGGAGGGAGAAUGCUCGUAUAAAGGUGAAAAUGGAGGGAGCAGCAAAUAGUUAAGGAUGGGGGUGAACGUGUGAGACUGUGGGCCCAUUCAUUAAACAUUCAUUAAACAUUAGGGUUACUGGCCCGCAAUCCGAAUCCCCAACGUCGGGCAUCCUACUACGAAACUGGCGCGCUGAUUUUUUAAACAGAAAACGGCAACCCGACGUUCGUACGAGGUUAUCGGAAGAGUUGGCAGCCUUUGCUCCCGAUAUUGGUAGACCUGAGCACAUAUAAACAAAUCCACGUGCUACCUUUACUUCGCCCACAGCUUCGCCGCUAUCAUGAGUGUGCCUGCCUCUUCUGUUCUCCUCCUCUCUCCACAGAAAAAGCUGUCGCACUCACAAAUGCUCAACGCCAGAGACUGUCUGAGGUGAUAACUUCAAAGAAAAUCCUGUUGGAUCAUUCUACAGACUUCAACGGGAUAAGAAAAAAACAGAAAGCUUGGGAGGAAGUAGCUGCUGAAUUCAACCUCAGCUACCCUGCUGAACGUCCCAGGACAGUAACCCAGCUCAAACGGGCUUGGGAGUACAUACGAGUGAAGAAGAAUCACAAGAAAUUUCUUCAUGAGUCCUUCAAGACUGGUGGAGGGCCAUCACCAAAACCAGUCACAGAUGACUUCUUGGCUGUUGCAACAGAUGCACUGGCUGUGGAGCUGCAAUUUGCAGACAACCAGCUAGAUGGUUUAGUACCCAUAGUCAUAAGAGAAGAGGAAGUGGGUCUGUAUUUUGGCUUUCUUUUCUGUUAGUCUUUAAUCAUAUACACAAUCUUACUUAUUGCCUUCAUUUUUCAUACUAUUUCUUUCCCCAUUUGUUAUUAUUAUUUUUUUUUUUGGACAGUAGGCUGCCCUGGGCAACUGUGAAAUUAUCAUGAAUACGUUGUUUUUUGGAUAUGUUCAUGCAUUGUCAUAUAAUUCUGUUUCAUUCAGUAAAUUUACAGUUACUAGAAAUUUAGGAAAUACACAACAUGUAGUGCGCAAUAGCGUUGAUAGUAAAAUUAACGUUAAUGGCCAUGGACAUCAAUGUUAAAAGGGGAGUUAAAGUUAGGUUAGGUUCAGCUAGGUUGGUAUAGGUUAGGUUAGGUUAGAUUAGCAUAUUUUCAUUUGUGUGCACUGGUAGUGAUUGAUGCAUCAUAAACAUCUUUGUAAAAAUUUUGUUUCCUGUUUUAACAUUAACUUCUCAUCUAGCAGAAAUAAUUGACGACGACAUGCUUCCUGCAUGUACAAUAGCAGCAGGACCAUCGACAACACCAGCAGCAGGACCAGCAACAGCACCAGCAGCAGGACCAGCAACAGCACCAGCAGCAGGACCAGUGACAGCACCACCACCAGGACCAGCAACAGCACCAGCAGCAGGACCAGCAACAGCACCACCACCAGGGACCAGCGACAGCACCACCACCAGGACCAGCUUCAGCACCACCAACAGUUACAGCAACAGCACCAGCAAUGGCACCAGCAACACCACCAGCAGGGCCAGCAACAGCACCAGGAGGAACAUCACAAACUGGACCCUCCACCCGUAGAGGCCGAAAGAGACCCCUACGCAGUGAGAGGGAGGAAUGUUUCCGCGCUAUUCGAGAAGGUGCAGAGACCUUCAAUGACGACUUGAAAGUGUCAUUGCAAAACUUCUCUGCUCUAUGUGAGAAGCUUGGCAAUCAAGCUGAAGUGGCAGCAAAUGCAUUUGCUCAGGCAAUGCAAACAUCAACAAAUGCAUUUGUUCAGACUAUGCAUAAUGUUGAUAGCACUAUGGAACAAGUACGCAAGUACUACAGCCCAGCUUCUGGGAGACCCAGCAGUCUGUAAGUAUCCUGUGUGUGUGUGUGUGUGUGUGUGUGUGUGUG